Messenger RNA from Chara braunii, 4559 nucleotides. Lineage: Eukaryota; Viridiplantae; Streptophyta; Charophyceae; Charales; Characeae. The record is from the annotation of a GenBank genome assembly.
GUUGAUCUUCCUCCUCCUCCUCCUCCUCCCCGGUCUGCUGCUCUGGCUCCUUCUUCUUCUUGCUUUCUUUUCGAAAGGAAGAAGAAGAAGAAGGGGUGAGAGAGGACAGUCGGGUUGAGGAGGAGGGAGGUUAACUGGAAGGUCUCGCGCGGUGUGUGUGUGUGUGUGUGUGUGUGUGUGUGUGUGUGUGUGUGUGUGUGUGAGAGAGAGAGAGAGAGAGAGAGAGAGAGAGAGGUGGUCUUGUACAAAAGUUCAGCGUGCGAGAGAGAGAGAGGUGGUUUUGUACAAAAGUUCAGCGCACAUUACUUAUCUUACACAUACACACACGCACACGCACACGCACACAAGAGAGAGAGAGAGAGAGAGAGAGAGAGAGAGAGAGAGAGAGAGAGAGAGAGAGAGAGAGAGAGAGAGAGAGAGUGCUGGCUGCUUUUUGGAGCUUCGGUAAAGCAAGGCCUAUUAUGCGGUGUGAGUGGUCAGGCAACGUGGAGGGAUUUCACUGAGAAGAGAGAGGGAGAGAGAGAGAGAGCCAGCAGAGACAGGUCAGCAGACACAUUGGAGCAGGAGAACAGGAGAAUUCAGCAGCCAUCGACAGAGCAGGAGAGCAGGAACACGUCAGCGGCUAACAGAGAAGGAGAGCAGAGACAGACAAAAGGUCGACAACCAUGGCGUCCAACGAUGGGGCCGUGGUGAAGGAUCUGACGGCUGGAACGUUUGCAGGCGUAACACAGCUGCUGGUUGGGCACCCUUUCGACACCAUAAAGGUCAAACUCCAGAGUCAACCCGUCCCCGCUCCUGGUCAACAGCCCAUGUACUCGGGGGCGGUGGAUGCAGUGCGGAAGACAGUCGGCGCAGAAGGUCCACGUGGGCUCUACAAGGGUAUGGGUGCGCCUCUGGCCACCGUGGCGGUCUUCAACGCUGUGCUGUUCACUGCUAGAGGACAAAUGGAGGCCUUGUUGAGGUCCAGUCCAACUGAGAACCUCUCUGUGUAUCAGCAAAUGGUAGCAGGAGUGGGUGCAGGGGUCGCGGUUGCCUUCGUGGCUUGCCCGACGGAACUCGUUAAGUGCCGUUUACAGGCACAGAGUGCUCUGGCUGGUGUGCCGGCAGCCGCUGGUGCUGCCACUUCAGCAGCACCUAGUUUUGCCUCAUUGGAGCCCGCCAUAGCUGCCUCGACUGCAGCACCUGCUGGUGCCUCUGCUGCCAGCAUUAAGUCCUCCCCGCCACCCAGACCGGCGGCAGCAGCCCCGAUCAAGAUGUAUAAUGGACCUUUGGAUGUCGCCAGGCAUGUCAUUCGAUCCGAGGGUGGGGUUCUCGGUCUCUACAAGGGUAUGGUUCCCACCCUUAUGAGGGAGAUGCCGGGAAACGCUGCCAUGUUCGGCGGAUACGAGAUGACGAAGCAGAUGCUGGCUGGCGGACGUGACACGUCGCAGCUCGGCCAGGGAUCGCUGCUGAUCGCAGGCGGUGUUGGCGGCGCCCUCUUCUGGGCCUCCGUCUACCCUACUGACGUCGUUAAGAGCGUUAUCCAAGUCGAUAAUUAUCAAAACCCCAAGUACAAAGGAACCUUGGAUGCCUUUCGAAAGGUCUAUGCCACCGAGGGGAUGAAGGGAAUGUACAAGGGGUUCGGCCCGGCAAUGGCCAGAAGUGUACCUGCCAAUGCCGCCUGCUUCCUUGCCUACGAAAUGAUCCGCGGCAUGCUUGGCUAAAGCUGGUACCUGUGCCUUUUGCCUCUCCACCACCUCCAUGUGUGUGUGUGUGUGUGUGUGUGUGCAUUUGUGUGCAUGUGCGGUGAAUCUGUACAAGAUGCAUCAUGAUUCGUAGGUGACAGACAUCGUAUCGAUUCUAUUGAAUGCACACACACACACACACACACACACACACACACACACACACACACACACACACACACACACACACACACACACACACGGACAUGCAUGUGCGUUCGUUUCUGUUUAUGUGUGUGCAUGUUCAAUCACGACAAGAUGCAUCAUGCAUGUGGUUAGGUGGUGGAGGCAUUGUUGGAUCCAUACAAGAUGCAAGCGGUUAGACUGUCAAUCUGUGUUGGGAUGCACACAGGUACACCCAAGAUGCAAACAAGACACAUACAAGAUGCAGGUGCAUGUGUAUGUGUGUGCGUGUUUGCGUGUUUGUGUGUGUGUUGAAUUUUCAACAUACAACAUCGAAGACAGCACCCUGCCCUUGCAUAGACCCUCCGUUUCCUUCAAUUUCCUUCCAAGUUGUUCUCGUGGAUGGAAUUGAAGCAUUGUCUUUUUUUUUUUUUUUUUUUUUUUUUCUAACAGGUGGAACCCACGUGGAUGCAAUUUCAAAAAGGGGGAAGGACCUUCCCUUCAUUCUUGUCGAAAAAUAGACCCGUGCAAUCCCAUCUGAUCAUGCACUUGUCAAAAAGAGAGAGAGAGAGAGAGAGAGAGAGAGAGAGAGAGAGAGAGAGAGAGAGAGAGAGAGAGAGAGAUGACCGAAGUUUACCACGGAGAGAGGAGACUGUAUUGUCCACCCCAUCAAGCUUGUUGAUGGACCCGAUCUCGUCUCCGCUGACCGUUCGAUCUAGUUUUUUGACAGAUCGACUGCCGAAGCUAUCCGUCACUUGAUUAAACCGCCAGCACCUCCAAGCUUCUUUCUCCCGAUGCUGAUUUCUGCUGCACGGCGAGUUUUGUCAAACCAGCGCAGGUGCAACAUCGGAUCGUUUUGGCUGGUGUCUUCAGUCUUAAAGUUUUUGUUUCGGUAGGCCGAGCCCCAAAAGACAAGGCCCAUUAAAGUUACUGGUGGUUUAACGAUUUGAUUCCGAUGAAGCCUGUUUCCAUUUCUUGUGUUCGAAAUGGAUAUCAACCACAUAGGCAGCUGGAGGAGACAGUGGAAGAAUUCUCUCCCCCUAUUUCUCCACCACCUCCCUUCCUGCUCUUUUCCCCAAAGGCAGCUCGGCAGGAAGAGUCUCACUUUCCUCCUCUCUCUCUCUCUCUCUCUCUCUCUCUCUCUCUCUCUCUCUCUCUCUCUCUCUCUCUNCUCUCUCUCUCUCUUCUUUUUUUUUUUUGAAGAAACAGCCCGAGGCUGUGUCCCAAGGGGUGAUAAGAGCAGCCCCCUGUGAUGCCCCCACAGGUGGAUCCAUUCCUAUUGGUGGGGACCAGCACCUGCUGGGAACUGGGUCCAGCGUCCGUUAACAAUAGGAACCAAAAUCCAGUUUCCUCUUUCCGUCUCCCUAUCUUUCUAUCCAUCUUUUUUUUUUUUUUUUUUUCAUUUCUUCUUUCUACCUGUACCUGUUUUGGCUCUUUAGUUCUUUCACCUCUCAGAUCCAACUCAGCAUCAACUUGUCGGCUCGGCAGCCCGUCACUCUGUACAGCGUCUGCACAAUCUUUCACAACCCUGCAGUAUAUCCCCCUCGGUUAAGUGGAUUUGAUCCCCUGCUGAUACCAUUGCUGUAGAUAUAGACCCGUCUGGAACAAGCUUUGGUCGUCGAGGCACAGGCACUGGGGGUUGGUAUGCUGGAAAUCAGAGGCUUGGGGAGAGGAUAAGGCAGGGAGGCUUGGGGAGAGGCUUGGGCAGGGGCUGGGGGCCAGGGAACUGCAUCCGGAGGUACGUCGAUUUCCUGGGCUGGAACAAUGGUUAAGCAGAGGGUUCCUUCACACCGAGGCCUGGGCGCCAAGGGGAUACAGCCAACUAUACUUUGGCUCAGCAGGCUGCAUCAAAGCUUCAGCGUAGGCUCGGGAAAAGGACGCUUAGGCAGAGCCUUGGAUGAAGGGAUGCAUGGAGAGGCAUUUCUGGCUUCGUGAACUGCAACAACGCUUGGGUAGAGGUUCAGCAGAGAGGCUCAAACACAGGUUCAAACAGGCGACGUGUGGACACGUGAUUGAUGGAGGGCCGAAAAUUCGCUGUCUUCGCCGACAGUUAAGCAUGGAGGCCCCGAAAACACCCUCGGUUAACACGUGUGGAAGCGGCUCAAGCAGAGGCUCGGGCAGAGGUUCGAGCAGCGGCUUGAACACAGGUUAAAAAAACUGGCGUUUGGGAAGCGGGUCAAACAGAGUCUCAAGCACAGCUUCAAACAGGCGUUCAGGCAGAGGUUUGAGCAGUGGCUCGGGCAGAGGUUCGAAGCAGAGGUUUAAGGUUUACGCAGAGGCUUGGGCUUGAGGUUGAGCAGCGGUUCGAGCAGAGGUUCGGACAGAGGCUCAAAGCCUGCAAGAGGCUUCGGAACAGAUUUGAACAGUGGCUCACGGUUCGCACAGAGGUUUUGGCAGAAAUUUCACUGAAGGCACGGAAAGCGGGAAGAAAGUUCGAUGCUCUGAUUGGGUUGCAAAAAGUAGUGGAAGAAUAGGAGUCACCAUACUCCUGUGUGCUUCUCUUCUCGUAGAUCGGCAAUUGUUGGACUCUCAUUGACUAGUACUGAUUGAUCAUCAUCGGUCACCUGGAAUCGUAGUUAACGAGUUUCGUUUGGCAAGAAACAGCCCCUACUUUAUCAUGUCGUGAAGACCGAUGGAGAGAAGAUACCCGAUUUUUUGUUCACAUCAUAAGAAUUGUGGCGUGUCGUUUGUUGGUUGUGAGGCCAAUUUGUC